CCUCCCCCCCUUCCGCUUCCGGCUCCGCCUCGGUGGCCGCGGCCGUUGCCGUGGAGACGGAAGAUGGCGGCCGCAGGUCCCCUUGGGUGGGAGCAGCAAGGCUGAACCCUUCCAAGUUCCCCCCCCCUCCUUCUCCAUGAGCUGCUUUGGCUCUUGGGAAUGCUGGAGCUGAGACUUCUUCCAAGCUUUGGAGCAGGAAGAUGCUGCAAACCAGCAACUACAGCUUGGUGCUCUUCCUCCAGUUCCUCCUCCUCUUCUACGACCUCUUUGUCAACUCCUUCUCCGAGCUCCUCUGCAACGCUCCCGCCGUCCAGCUCGUCCUCUUCGUCAUCCAGGACAUUGCCAUCCUCUUCAACGUCAUCAUCAUCUUCCUCAUGUUCUUCAACACCUUCGUUUUCCAAGCUGGGUUGGUCAACCUCCUCUUCAACAAGUUCAAAGGAACCAUCCUGCUCUCUGCUGCUUAUUUGGCCCUCAGCAUCUCCUUCCACGUCUGGAUCAUGAACCUGCGCUGGAGGGAUCCCAACCGCUUCAUCUGGACCGAAGGGCUCCAGAUCCUCUUCGUUUUCCAGCGCCUGGUGGCCACGCUCUACUGCUACUUCUACAAGAGGACAGCAGUUCACCUGGGGGAUCCCCUCUUCUACCAGGAUUCCCUCUGGCUCCGCAAGGAAUUCGCUCAGUUCCGGGGCUGAGUGCCCCCCCAGAGGAGCAGAACCCCCAAACCCCGACCCCCCCUCAGCUCCUCACUCUCCCUCUGCACCUCAGGGGCUCCGGCAGGGAUAAGUUUUUCCCUCGUGCCACCUUCUUCUCCGUCACCAUCUUUAUUUUUUGGGACCAAACUCUUCAACCAGGAGCUUGCAGAGCACCCCAGGAACACCACAGCCCUCGGUGGGACUUGAGGAUUUCUUUGGAAACGGGAAAAAAAAAAAUAUAAUAAAUUAGCUACGUUUUCCAGAGCCUCCGUGCA
Messenger RNA from Calypte anna (Anna's hummingbird), 964 nucleotides. It is a transcript of the gene TMEM138, whose product is annotated as transmembrane protein 138. The coding region runs from base 201 to 689 and encodes 162 amino acids. The record is from RefSeq and is a predicted model, not a curated record. The transcript is spliced from 5 exons. Gene Ontology annotation, cellular component: cilium. NCBI's taxonomy places the organism in Eukaryota, Metazoa, Chordata, Aves, Apodiformes, Trochilidae.